Molecule: messenger RNA, 1395 nt
Organism: Eucalyptus grandis
Lineage: Eukaryota; Viridiplantae; Streptophyta; Magnoliopsida; Myrtales; Myrtaceae
Product: vicilin Car i 2.0101-like
Exons: 6
Coding region: 1-1395 (464 amino acids)
Source: RefSeq, a predicted model, not a curated record
AUGGUUUUCAAGGUGCCGCGCCUUCUCCCUCUGCUCAUCCUCUUCCACUCUCUUUGCCUCACUUCUCUCGCCCUCCGCCGAGGCCCGGAGACCGAGGUCCUGCGGUGCCUGGACGACUGCGACGACGAGGACGUGCAGGAGUACAUCACGUGCCACAAGGAAUGCGAGCUCCGAUACCGGGAACGCGAAGAGAGGCGAGAAGAGGAGGGGAGGCCUGGAAGCCGAGAGCUCGAUCCCCGCUGGCAGCGCGGCCGCGGCCGCCGCCGUGGUGGAGGGGGUGGAGGAGGAGAGCGGGAACCAGCAUGGGGCCCCGGGGGGGAGUAUGACCAGUGCCGGCGGCUGUGCGAGCCGUACAAGCCGCGGGAGCGGGAGCGGUGCUGGGAGCAGUGCGAGGAGCGGGAGAGGGCGCGGGAGCGGCGGCGGGACAGGGAGAGGGAGCGGAGGUCAACGAUGGAGUCCGGAAUCCCUCAGGGGAUGCCUCUCGGUCGGAGAGGUACGAGCGGUGCGAGCGCGCCUGUGAGAGGCAGGCCGGAGGCCAGCAGAGGCUCUCUCAGAGAGCGAGAGGAGAGGGAGACACCUGGAGGAGGAGAUGCUAAACUCUUGUUAGCUACUACGACCGAAGAUCCGCAGCAACAGUUCCAACACUGCCAGCAAAGAUGCGAGCGACAGCAGGGCAGAGAACCGCAGCGCAGGCAGUGCCGACAAGAAUGCGAACGGCAAUUCCAGGAGCAGCAAAGAGGUAAGCGAAGAUCGACAAACCCUCGAGAGCAAGAAGAGGAGGAGGAGGAAGUAGGAGAGAGUGGGGAUAAUCCGUACUACUUCCAUUCGCGGAUGCUCCACAGCCGGUUCCGUGCAGAAGAAGGUCAAAUCAGAGUGCUCGAGCGGUUCGAUAAGAGGUCCAGGCUCCUCAGAGGCCUUAAGAACUAUCGACUAGAGAUCUUCGAGGCAAACCCCAAUACCUUCGUCUUGCCUCACCACGUCGAUGCCGAUUGCAUUCUCAUUGUCCUGAAGGGCGAAGGGACUAUAAGUUUGGUGUGGCAAGAUAAGAAACAGUCUUACCACUUGGAGGGUGGGGACGUGAUGAGAGUCCCUGCCGGAACUACCGUUUACUUCAUCAGCAGCGGACGUGAUGGACAAGUUCAGAUCGCCAAACUAAUUCAGCCCGUUAAUAUUCCCGGCACAUUCAAGGAAUUUUACCCUGUCGGUACUGAAAACCCGGAAUCAUACUACAAGGUAUUCAGCAGCGAAAUUCUCGAGAGUUCUUUGAAAACAUCAAGAGAUCAGAUAGAAAGGCUGUUUGGGCAACAGAGGCAGGGCGUAAUGAUAAGAGCCAGCGAAGAGCAACGGCAGGCACUGAGCGAACACAGUGGGCUCAACAAUGGUGCCGCACUAUAA